Molecule: messenger RNA, 2130 nt
Organism: Clupea harengus (Atlantic herring)
Lineage: Eukaryota; Metazoa; Chordata; Actinopteri; Clupeiformes; Clupeidae
Gene: dnajc3b
Product: DnaJ heat shock protein family (Hsp40) member C3b
Biological process (GO): protein folding in endoplasmic reticulum
Cellular component (GO): endoplasmic reticulum
Molecular function (GO): protein-folding chaperone binding; misfolded protein binding
Source: RefSeq, a predicted model, not a curated record
GCCAAUCAAAUUGAGAAAGUAGAAGACAUGCAAAUACUGCACAGCGCCCUACAUGGAUGUGGGAGUGCCUACUGCGUGUUAAAAUAGUUUCUCCAAUGAAACGCCACCACGUUUGUAGGCAAACACGGAUGUGUGUCAGUUCAGCUAGGUCCUAGGUGCGUAGAUGUGCAGGACAGUGGCAGUUCCACGAAGACAAGUCAGGAAGUCCAGGCAGUGUAAAAGGAGCUAAGUUGGGUGUUGUCAUUUACACUGAAUGUUUUGCCACGUACAGCAAGUACAGUGUUUUGGUUUGUAUAAUAAGCUUUUUUAAAGAUAGAAUUUUUCUGAUAGAACACACAUCGGACCUUUUCACUGUGACAGUCUGUAAAUCCACCCGGAAAUAUUUGUGGAACGUACUUAAAAUACUGUUCAUUUUUGUUGCCGAGAUGGCUUUCGUUUUACCUCAGUCAUGAUAUUACGGGCGCGACUGUUGAAGUAAUCGUGUUCAAUAUCAGUAACACACUAACACCCGAAGGAGUGUAAACUGUAAAUAUAGGUCAGUAGUGUGAAUAUACUAAUAUGGAGUCGGGACGACGGAAAGGUCUCAGUGGUGUCUUGUCAUCGUUAUCCCUGCUGUGUGUCGUUUUGGACUUACAACUUGACGGUGUGCUGGGAGCCACCCCUGUGGAAAUCGAGCACCAUCUCGAAAUGGGCCGCAAGUUGCUGGCCGCCGGGCAGCUAGCAGAGGCCUUGUCCCAUUACCACUCAGCUGUUGAUGGAGACUCUAAGAACUACCUGACGUAUUAUAAGCGUGCAGCUGUGUUCCUGGCAAUGGGGAAGUCUAAGUCUGCUUUGCCAGACCUGACCAGGGCCAUACAGCUCAAACCUGACUUUCUGGCUGCCAGGCUACAAAGAGGGAAUAUUCUUCUGAAGCAGGGCAGUGCUCAGGAGGCCAGAGAAGACUUUGAGGCAGUGCUGCAGCGCUCCCCAGAACAGCAGGAGGCACGGGAGCAGCUCUUUAAAGUAGACGAGCUGGAGGAGCUGCAGGAGGAGGCACAUGGCGCUCAUCACCGCGGCGACUACAUCACAGUUAUACAAGUUCUGGACCGGGUCAUAGAGAUCUCUCCAUGGGAUCCUGUGUCUCGUGAGCUCCGGGCAGACUGCUUCAUCCGUCUUGGCGAUCCACGGAAGGCCAUCCAGGACCUGACGCCAGCUGCCAAGCUGCGGACGGACAACCGAGCGGCCUUCCUGAAACUCAGCAAGCUGCACUACCAAUUGGGCGAACACCAGGAGGCCCUCGGUCAAGUGCGUGAGUGUUUGAAACUGGACCAGGACGAUAAGGAGUGCUUCGCUCACUACAAGCAGGUGAAGAAGCUGAGCAAGCAGCUGGACUCUGCUGAGGAGCUCAUCCUAGAGCACAGGUUUCAGGAAGCCCUUGACAAGUACGAGUCUAGUAUAAAAACUGAACCCAACGUUCCCUUCUACACCAGCAAGGCCAAGGAGAGGAUCUGCCACUGUCUGGUCCAGAUCAAGAGGUCAGAAGAGGCUAUAGAUGCGUGCUCAGAGGCCCACCAAUUAGACCCACAGAACCUCAACAUCCUCAAGGACAGAGCAGAGGCCUACAUCCAGCUCCAAGACUAUGAGAAAGCUGUGGAGGACUACGCGGAGGCUCGGGAGUUUGAUAACGAGAACCAGGAGAUUCGCGAGGGUCUCGACCGAGCACAGAAACUGCUCAAGCAGUCACGCAAGAGGGACUACUACAAGAUCCUAGGUGUAGGCAGGAGUGCCAACAAACAGGAAAUAAUAAAAGCUUACCGAAAGCUGGCACAGCAGUGGCAUCCAGACAACUUCCAGUCGGAGGCAGACAAGAAGGAAGCAGAGAAGAGAUUCAUUGACAUUGCCUCGGCAAAGGAAGUGCUCAUUGAUCCAGAAAUGCGUCAGAAGGUCGAUGCGGGUGAGGACCCCUUGGACCCAGAGAGCCAGCAGGGAGGCAAUGGCGGCGGAGGUCCCUGGCCUUUUGGCUUCAAUCCCUUUGAGUCGGGCAACAACUUCCACUUCAAAUUUACCUACAACUAAAAAUGGACGGAUUAUUAUUUUUACAACGGACUAAAUUCAAAGUACUAAAAAAAAAGAAAAAAAAAAGAGCCAGAG